Molecule: messenger RNA, 2259 nt
Organism: Heteronotia binoei (common prickly gecko)
Lineage: Eukaryota; Metazoa; Chordata; Lepidosauria; Squamata; Gekkonidae
Gene: SLC30A7
Product: solute carrier family 30 member 7
Exons: 11
Coding region: 493-1632 (379 amino acids)
Biological process (GO): transmembrane transport; intracellular zinc ion homeostasis; zinc ion transport
Cellular component (GO): membrane; Golgi apparatus
Molecular function (GO): zinc ion transmembrane transporter activity
Source: RefSeq, a predicted model, not a curated record
CUCUGAGCUCGUUGGAUGAAGAUGCUCAAAUAUCCUAGAUAAACAGAAUACGCUAACCUGGGACCAACGCACCACUGUAGACGCUCAGUAGAGUGUAGAAGGAAACUGUGCUCCUUAAAGGAGCAAUGUCUUGCGAUAUAGCUAAGACAGCAGCAUAGCAGAUUCACACAAACUUUGUGCGUGCGUUUCAAAGUGGAUUUGCGAAUGACAGACCUAACGACCAACUUUUGAGACAGCUCCUAUCAAAUCUUCCUGCUCUUGAAGAGAACCUUAAGACUUCAUGACGUCAGUAGGUCCGCUCCUUUACUGCGCAUGCUCAGAAGAGGUUCAUUGGUUCGGCGGUGCCGGAAGUGGCUGCUGGCCGAGCGGGCCGGUUUGUCGACUUGGGAGCAGCUGCUUGGCCGAGAUCGAGAGCGGGGGGGGGCGCUGCAGUAGCGGCCACCCCUCGAGCCCGGCUAGGCCUCGGGCCUUUCGCGUCCACCGCCCAGGAAGAUGCUCCCUUUGUCCAUCAAGGACGAUGAGUACAAGCCGCCCAAAUUCAACCUCCUCCGCAAGAUCUCGGGGUGGUUCAGGUCCAUCCUGUCAGAUAAGACAUCACGAAACCUCUUUUUUUUCCUUUGCCUCAACCUCUCCUUUGCCUUCGUGGAGCUGCUGUAUGGCAUCUGGAGCAACAGUUUAGGUUUAAUAUCAGAUUCGUUUCACAUGUUUUUUGACUGUACUGCUCUGUUAGCUGGACUGGCAGCUUCAGUUAUUUCAAAGUGGAGAUCAAAUGAUGUUUUCUCUUAUGGGUAUGUUCGAGCAGAAGUUCUAGCUGGUUUUGUAAAUGGUCUGUUUCUGAUCUUCACAGCAUUCUUCAUUUUCUCCGAAGGUGUAGAGAGAGCACUUGAGCCUCCUGAUGUGCAUCAUGAAAGACUUCUUCCUGUUUCCAUACUUGGUUUCAUUGUAAACCUUAUAGGAAUUUUUGUGUUCCAGCAUGGCGGUCACGGUCACUCUCAUGACUCUGGACAUGAGCACAGCCAUUCACUGUUCAAUGGAACUCUAAGUCACAGCCACAGCCAUGGGGGACAUGGUCACAGUCAUGAUUCCAAGCAUAGUCAUGGGCACGGCCAUUCCCAUGACCACAACCAAGGGCAUGGAUUCUCUGAGAGUAAGGAUUACUGUCAUGAUGAUCACCCAGCUACAGGGUCCAGCAAACAGAUUUUAGAAGGUGUAUUUUUGCACAUUGUUGCUGACACACUUGGAAGCAUUGGGGUAAUUAUAUCAGCACUACUGAUGCAGAACUAUGGUCUCAUGAUAGCUGACCCUGUUUGUUCAAUGCUGAUAGCUCUGCUUAUAGGAGUCAGUGUUGUCCCUCUUCUAAGAGAAUCCAUUGGAAUUUUGAUGCAGCGAACACCUCCUUCCUUGGAAAGCGCUCUGCCUCAGUGCUAUCAAAGGGUUCAGCAGUUGCAAGGAGUUUAUAAUCUACAUGAGCCUCAUUUUUGGACCCUUUGUACUGAUGUUUACAUAGGGACUUUGAAACUGUUUGUUGCUCCAGAUGCUGAUGCAAAGUGGAUUCUAAGCCAGACUCACAACAUUUUUACUCAGGCUGGAGUAAGACAACUUUAUGUACAGAUUGAAUUUGCCACUAUGUAGCACAUAUCUUACUGUUCCCUUUGGACCAAAGCUUUCUAGUACUGUAAUGGUUUAAGACUUUGUACUUUCAUUGGAACACAGAGGCUCCUUCUCGACAUUUCUCCAAACCCGAAGAGAGACUGCCAACUUUUGGCUACAUAAAGACGAAAGGAAAAAAGGAAAGGGUACAGGCCUGGAUCUUCAUGAGCCCUAAACCUUUGUGAAUUAUUUGCUGAAUUCCAACAGCAAACUUAAUAAUGUGGUAUUGUAAUCAUUGCUUAUGUUUUUUCCAAAGCUGCUAAAGCUGUUGCUCAGUCCCACAAAGCCAGUGUUGUUAUGAGAAGGGGGCUGAAAGGAAAGUUUAUUUUGCUCAUAUGUCAUAGUGGUUGACAUUCUACAACCUGACUGUAUGUUAAGACUGUUUGUACUUUUGCAAACUUAAUGAACCAAACCAUAUUGGGUUUUAGUGCCUUUCUAUUAAAAUAUCUGCCAGCACAGAUAUGGGACGUUGGGGGGAAAUUUGUAUUGAUUUUUAUGGCUACUACUUGUACCAAUAGAAUUCUUGCUUGUGAUUGGUGUGAUUUAUGUGUAAUUGCAUAACAAUAGCUAUUUGAUUCCCUUCUCACUGUUGCAUUUUAAAUUUCCAUG